GGCUGGUCAGCGGUACAACUAAACUCUCUUCUAGUUUUCGAUUGUAAAACCAUGUGUUUUCUCUGAUUUUUCCCUAAAAUUUUACUACGAUUCCCUCAAAACUAGAAAAAUACAAUGACGACACUUAAAAGAAGCAAGUCUAAUGAGCAGAAUGGGGAAUAUUCCGUUUCGGACACCUUCAGGAAGGCUUUGAAAUCCGGCUCGACAUGGGAAGACAAGGAAGAGUUUUUGGAUGUUAUUUAUUGGCUGAGGCAGAUUCUUGCUGUUGUUAUUGGCAUAUUGUGGGGGUUGGUCCCCCUCAAGGGAAUUUUUGCAAUAGCCCUAUUCUGUAUAAUAAAUGCUGCUGCGGCAUAUGUUUAUUUUAAUAACUUCCAAAAGAUAGACGAGGAUGACUAUGGCGGCCCCUGGGAACUGACAAAAGAAGGGUUCAUGACAUCAUUCGCAGUAUUCUUGAUUUUAUGGAUAAUGUGCUAUUCAGCUUUCCAUAAUCAAUAACACAGUAACAAGCCGUACCAAUAGUGUGUCAAAUCAUAUUUGGCAGUUGAUUGCAGAUCGGCAUGCAAAUGUGUAUUUAUGUAUUUUGAAUGCUUAGGCAAUCAUUUUGACGGUCUUAUUCUAAUAUACACAGCAACCUUUGUAAAAUGAACAAGCUCAUGACUAUGAUUGAGAGUGUAAGUUGGAGGUCACGUUGAGUACAACAUAUAUUUAUUCUCUGUAAUUAUUCCCCUUUUCAUAGUACAAGAGAAUUUGAUCUUUGAAGUUGUCUCAUCUUAAAGUAUCAAAAGGGGAAAUGAGACUCCUUAAAACCAUCUAAACACUUUGAAGCAUGAUCAACUUUAAACUUCCUCUCACUCAAAUCAUGUGUUCAGGUAUUGAGAAAAUAGAAAACAGAGUUAUUGAGGGUUUAUACCAUUUUAAGACACAAUGACCUGAUUUCAAAUGAAUUCUCCCCACGUUGCCAAUGGGGAGCAUUGCUUUAUGUCAGUUGCCUUAUUUUUUCCCAUGCUUGAGACUCUCCCUACUGGAAAAGUUGAUUCAAGCUGGCUCUGGUCAAUUUGAUUUCCUAAUAAAAAAAUGUUACAACAA
Messenger RNA from Nematostella vectensis (starlet sea anemone), 1086 nucleotides. RefSeq names its product respirasome Complex Assembly Factor 1. The coding region runs from base 115 to 495 and encodes 126 amino acids. Gene Ontology annotation, biological process: mitochondrial respirasome assembly. The record is from RefSeq and is a predicted model, not a curated record. NCBI's taxonomy places the organism in Eukaryota, Metazoa, Cnidaria, Anthozoa, Actiniaria, Edwardsiidae. The transcript has 4 exons.